AUGUGGAAGCUAUCAGUUAGGUUGAUUAGACCUGUGCGUAUACAACCUUUAAGACUAUUCACAACCCAGCAAAUACUAUUUCAACAUGUGGCCAAAUCCAGUCCUCAAGCUGUUAAGCCUGUUUCUCCAAAAUCCAAUAAUGAAGCCCCAAGAGAAUAUGAGAUCGGGAAAUUAUCCCAGUCCAUAAGAGAACAUUUAGAAAAGAGUAAAAAGUCCAGACAACUUCAAAUAGAGGAAAGUAAAAACGAAAGGGCCAAACAAACAUUCAAACAAAACUUCAAGACAAUAUUCAGAAUCUUCACCUUAGGUAAACCUGACUUGAAACUAUUUUUAAUUGCCUUGGGAUUUAUUCUAUUUGCAGUUCUUUAUCCCACUGCAGCGGUCAAGUUGGUGGGAGCUUCAAUAGAUGCAUUCAACUCCAGGUCGUUCGAUGAAGAUGGGAAUGUUCUUAUCUGGGGAUUUCCAGCUACUACUGUAUUUGGUUUCAUGGCUCCAUUUAUGGUUGUAAGUGCAGUAUGUUUCUGGGCUAGAAUUUGGCUUUUAAAGAUUUUAGGGGAAAGAUUGGUAGCUAGAUUGAGAUUAAGGGUGAUGAAAAACAUCAUGAGGCAUGAUUCAAAGUUUUUUGAUAACGAAAAGCACAAGGUUGGGGAUUUGAUGUCCAGAUUGAGUAGCGACGCUUAUGUAGUAUCUCGGUCUAUAACAGGAAAUCUUCCCGACGGUUUGAAAAAUGUAUUAUUUGCGGUUAUUUCUUCUUAUAUGAUGUGGUCCAUUAAUCCCUUGUUGUUUGGUGUGAUGAUGUUGAUAUCUCCACCAAUUACAUUCGGAUCAGUUUGGUACGGGGAACAAAUAAGAAAAUUAUCCACAAACUUGCAAAAUUCUACCGCUAAUCUCACCAAAAUAAGUGAAGAGACUUUAAACUCAAUGAAACUCGUUCAAGCGUUCACUACAGAAACCAAAGAAUUAACAAGAUAUUCUGAUCAGUUGAGAAAUGUCGUUGGCGUUGCAAAGAAAGAAGCCAUGGCUCAAUCAAAUUACCUGGUAUCUAUAUACUCACUAUAUCAUACCGGCUACCUAUCAUGUGUUGCGUUAGGUGUUUAUUCCAUAGCCAAUGGUUGGAUGACCACCGGGGAUGUUGUCGCUUUUACGAUGUAUUCUGAAUUGUUCAAUUCUGCUUUGUAUUCUUUGACUACUACCUACUUGGAAUUGAUGAAAGGUGCCGGUGCAGGUGUCAAAUUGUUCGAAUUAAUCGAUCAUAAAAAUGAUGUUGAUACUGUAAAAGGUUCCAAAAUCAAUCAUUCUUUCAAAGAUAAUUCUGUAGAAUUCAGGGAUGUAGAGUUUUCUUACCCUACAAGGCCCCAACAUAAGAUAUUUGAUGGUUGUUCCUUCAAGGUUGCUUCAGGAUCGAGUACGUGUUUUGUUGCACCCUCAGGAUGUGGUAAAUCAACCAUUGCCACUCUCCUAUUAAGAUUCUAUAAUUUAAACAAAGGUCAAAUUUUAAUCGGUGGCGAAGAUAUAUCCAAAUAUCAAGUUCGUGAAUUGAGAAGAAAAAUUAUUGGUAUCGUGCAACAAGAACCUAUUCUCAUUUCAGGCUCGAUUUUGGAGAAUAUAGUCUAUGGACUAACUGCUCAAGAGAUCAAUAAACUCACAAUGGAGGAUAUUAUUACUGUUUCCAACCAAGCGAACUUAGAGUUCAUUGAUCACUUCUCUGAUGGAUUCGAUACAAUGAUAGGUGCCAAGGGAGCUAGUUUGUCAGGAGGACAAAAGCAAAGGAUAGCUAUUGCUAGAGCGUUGAUAAAGAAGCCAAAAAUCUUGAUAUUGGAUGAAGCAACCUCAGCAUUGGACUCGAAAUCAGAAAGUUUAAUCAAUGAAACCUUGAAAAAUAUCUCGAAGGAGGGAUCAAUGACUAUCAUAUCCAUCGCACAUAGACUUUCAACAAUAUCAAAAUCAGAGAAUGUAGUAGUUCUUGGGAAAGAAGGUAAAGUCGUGGAAUCAGGAAGAUUCAUCGAUUUAUUCUCCAAUUCGAACUCUGAAUUGUCUAAAUUGUUAGACGAAUCAAUAGAUGAAGAAGAACCACAAAUUGAAGAAGCUCCGGAAGAUCAACCUGAAGAGGAAGAUUUGGAAAAGAUCCGAAAUUUGAUCUACAAUCUCCCCAUCGACAAACAAAGAGAACUUCUUUCUACCAUAUAUGGUGACGACCGUUCUAAAGUCACCGAUACUUUAUAG
Molecule: messenger RNA, 2223 nt
Organism: Yamadazyma jaroonii
Lineage: Eukaryota; Fungi; Ascomycota; Pichiomycetes; Serinales; Debaryomycetaceae
Source: the annotation of a GenBank genome assembly